AUGUCGGUGUCUUCGUCCUCUUCCUUAAGCAGCCUAAUCCACAUGCCACCGUGCCGGAGCCCUAGACAGAACUCGAACCCGACCCGUUUUACAAUCCACUACUCUCACAAGCCAUCCAUACAGCUCUCAGUAAACAGGUCGCCGGCGGUAGACGUUAUCCGGCAGAUCACUAUUUCCUCCGUUCUCUUCUUGGGCCUGAGCCUAAACGGAUUUUGUGCUUCCCUGCCCUCAGCGUCGGCCCGCAUUCCUCCUUCCACCUCUCCGUCCUCCGUGGCCCAGCUUCAAGACCAGCAAGAAACCCAUGACAGUAAUGGCGUGGGUAAAUCUGGGAAUGCUGAGGACAUUGAAGAUGAGGAAAAGAAAGCAGCAUUUGAGCGGUGGAAAUCCAAAACAUAUGCUUUAACUGUGCCUUUAACAAUUGUGGCUUUGCAAAAUUCACUACCUCCUUUAUGGCUCAAGGAAUUCUUGCAAUCACAAGGAAAGAGAGUGAAGUUACGUCCACAGUUUCGACGAAGCCUGCAUGACAUCUUUUAUGAACUUUCUAAUCCAUUCAACAAAGGCAAAGUUAAUCCUAAAUCUGCUGCGAUGGCGGAUGCCGUUACUCUUGGUGAUUCAUGGUUAAGUUUGGCCAUCAACAAUGGCUUGAUUGAGCCCUUGGAAGGAGCAGAAGAUCAAGACUGGUUUCAAGGCUUAAGUGACAAAUGGAAGGUAUAUUUACGCAGGAGCUGUGAGGGAAAGUUAGAUUCUCAAGGUAGAAUAUGGGCUGCGCCGUAUCGUUGGGGGAGCGUGGUGAUAGCUUACAACAAAAAAGAAUUCCGAAAGCAUAAUCUGGCUCCUAUCGAGGACUGGGCAGAUUUAUGGAGGCCUGAACUUGCUGGGAAAAUUUCAAUGGUUGAUUCACCACGAGAGAUUGUUGGUGCAGUGUUGAAGUACAUGGGAGCAUCAUAUAAUACAGUCAACAUUGACUUGCAAGUUGUUGGUGGGAAACACGCUGUGCUGCAGAAGCUUGCGUUACUUGUUCAACAGGUUCAACUAUUUGAUAAUCUGCACUAUCUUAAAGCCUUUGGGGUAGGAGAUGUAUGGGUAGCUGUUGGAUGGAGUAGCGAUGUUCUUCCAGCCGCUAAAAGGAUGUCAAAUGUUGCAGUGAUUGUUCCAAGGUCUGGCGCUAGCUUAUGGGCAGACUUGUGGGCAGUACCGGCUGCCUCAAGACUUGCUACUGAUCGAAUUGGGGGACGAGUCAGAGGACCAUCUCCACCCUUGUAUCAGUGGAUAGAGUUCUGUUUACAACCCGAAAGAGCAUUGCCUUUCAAGAAAGAAGCAAUUGUAGGUGCAUCGCCAAUUACCCUGGAAGCACAAUUUGAAGAGCAGGAGGAGGUUAGCAAGGGUAGACCAAAGCUCGACACAAACCUUGUUGCCAAUGUGCCGCCUGCUGAAAUUCUUGCCCGGUGUGAACUCUUGGAGCCGUUAUCUGAUGAUGCAUUGUCCGAGUAUCAGUGGCUACUAGGUAGUUUACCGAAAUCUAAUCAUAAUGCAUCGAGCAGGCUACUGCAGUAUUUCUCUUCGGUGGCUCCAAUCUUUUGGCCCAAAAUACGGCCGAAGGUUGAAUCAAUUGGGCAAAAACACUGA
This is a messenger RNA of Fraxinus pennsylvanica, 1626 nucleotides long. Lineage: Eukaryota; Viridiplantae; Streptophyta; Magnoliopsida; Lamiales; Oleaceae. The record is from the annotation of a GenBank genome assembly.